AUGGCUGCCUUUCAAUUGGAGGCCUCCAAUAUCACCGAGGACAACUGCGAGGAAAUCCAAGCAUUCCAUAGCCUCGUCGCCAUCUACGCGCUGGCCCUCGCGCAGUUCGACCGGAGCGACAAGAGCGCGAGCGAGGAAACCGUCGUCGACGAAAUGGUGCAAAUAAUUGUCCUGAUGAAAGCCAACCGCGUGAUCAAGGAUACCGCGCUCCCGAUCGUCCGGGCGAAACAGACCAAUCGCUGGGUAGUCGAGGAGGACAUCUUUACCGAUGCCGAUGAGUAUCCGGGGGAUACGGAGCUCGUCAACGCCGCGGCGGCCCUGCAACCGUGGAUCGAUGCAGCAGAGGACGACGAGGUCGUUCGCGGGAUCAACACUCGGGCGGCGGCCAUGGUCAGUGAGUUGGUCUCCUAUCGACUGCGGCGGAAUUUCCGGCGCUUCGUCUGGGGGAAUUUUGUGGACGAUGAGUUUCUAGGGCUCCUGACUCAGCGCAAUCCGAUGGCGUUGGUGAUUUUUGCGCAUUACGCGGUGAUUCUGGAUCAGUCCAAGUCGCUGUGGUGGUGCGCGAAUUGGGGGGUGCGCAUCGUCUCCGCCGUGGCCUCGUGCCUGCCGGACAAGUUUAUUCCUGCCAUUGCGUUUCCUCUGCGCAGUGUGGGCUUACCUAUAUUAUAA
Aspergillus calidoustus is the source of this 669-nucleotide messenger RNA. Lineage: Eukaryota; Fungi; Ascomycota; Eurotiomycetes; Eurotiales; Aspergillaceae. The record is from the annotation of a GenBank genome assembly.